GUCCUCAGUUCUCAGCUCCCAGUCCUCUAGUCUGAGAGAGCUGGACCUGAGUAACAACAACCUGCAGGAUUCUGGAGUGGAGCUGGUGUCAGCUGGACUGAAGAGUCCACACUGUACAUUGGAAACUCUCAGACUGAGUGGCUGUAAGCUGUCAAAGAGAAGCUGUGAAGCUCUGUCCUCAGUUCUCAGCUCCCAGUCCUCUAGUCUGAGAGAUCUGGACCUGAGUAACAACAACCUGCAGGAUUCAGGAGUGGAGCUGGUGUCAGCUGGACUGAAGAGUCCACACUGCAGACUGGAAACUCUCAGGUUGCAUGGUUGUAACAUGUCAGAGAGAAGCUGUGAAGCUCUGUCCUCAGUUCUCCGCUCCCAGUCCUCUAGUCUGAGAGAGCUGGACCUGAGUAACAACAACCUGCAGGAUUCAGGAGUGGAGCUGGUGUCAGCUGGACUGAAGAGUCCACACUGCAGACUGGAAACUCUCAGUCUGUCAGGGUGUCUGGUCUCAGAGGAAGGCUGUACUUGUCUGGUCUCAGCUCUGAACUCCAACCCCUCCCAUCUGAGAGUGCUGGACCUGAGCUACAAUCAUCCAGGAGACUCAGGAGUGAAGCUGCUGUCCGCUGGACUUAAGGACCCACACUGGAGACUGGAUACUCUCAGGACGGACCAUGGUGGACCACAGAGACUGAGACCUGGUCUGAGGAAGUGUGAGUGUGUUUAAAGUUUGA
Molecule: messenger RNA, 722 nt
Organism: Etheostoma cragini (Arkansas darter)
Lineage: Eukaryota; Metazoa; Chordata; Actinopteri; Perciformes; Percidae
Product: ribonuclease inhibitor-like
Exons: 5
Coding region: 323-715 (130 amino acids)
Molecular function (GO): protein binding
Source: RefSeq, a predicted model, not a curated record